This is a messenger RNA of Phascolarctos cinereus (koala), 1451 nucleotides long. The record is from RefSeq and is a predicted model, not a curated record. NCBI's taxonomy places the organism in Eukaryota, Metazoa, Chordata, Mammalia, Diprotodontia, Phascolarctidae.
UAUUGGCGGCUGUUGAGGGCGCGGAAACUGAACUGCCGGAACUUCGGGCCGGCCGGCGCCAUGGCGGCCCCCUGCUUGGAUGAUCCAUCAUUGGAGAGAAAUUUCAGAGGCCACAAAGAUGCUGUUACCAGUGUGGAUUUCAGUUUCAACAUGAAGCAGUUAGUAAGUGGCAGCAUGGAUUCAUGUUUGAUGAUCUGGCACAUGAAACCUCAUAUGAGAGCCUAUCGUUUUGUGGGGCAUAAAGAUGCAGUGAUGUGUGUUCAGUUUUCCCCUUCUGGUCACCUUGUGGCAUCAGGAUCUAGAGAUAAAACUGUCCGAGUAUGGGUGCCAAAUCUCAAAGGUGAAUCUACAGUUUUCAGAGCUCACACAGGAACUGUAAGAAGUGUCCAUUUUUCCAAUGAUGGUCAGUCAUUGGUGACAGCCUCAGAUGAUAAAACAGUAAAAGUGUGGACAGUGCACCGCCAGAAAUUUUUGUUCUCAUUCAGCCAGCACAUCAACUGGGUCCGCUGUGCCAAAUUCUCUCCUGAUGGAAGGCUGAUCGUGUCUGCCAGUGAUGAUAAAACUGUCAAGUUGUGGGAUAAGACUAGCAGAGAAUGUGUGCAUUCCUUUUGUGAACAUGGCGGGUUUGUCAAUUAUGUGGACUUCCAUCCCAGUGGGACAUGCAUUGCUGCUGCUGGUACAGAUAACACUGUCAAGCUGUGGGACGUCAGGACCAACAGGCUCCUUCAGCAUUAUCAGUUGCACAGUGCCGUGGUAAAUGCCCUUUCCUUUCACCCAUCCGGAAACUACCUGAUCACAGCUUCCAGUGAUUCAACACUGAAGAUUCUAGACUUGAUGGAAGGCAGGUUGUUAUAUACUCUUCAUGGCCAUCUGGGGCCAGCUACCUGUGUUGCCUUUUCAAGAUCAGGGGAAUUAUUUGCUUCUGGAGGUGUUGAUGAGCAAGUGAUGGUAUGGAAGUCUAACCUUGCUACUGAUUAUGGAGAUCCCCUGAAGAACCACAGAUCUGGCGGUGCAAGGGGCUAUGCCAAGAGUCCGCCAGAAAUGGAUUUCUCAGAGACUUCCCUCGGAAUAAAAGCUCAGGAUCCCAUCAGGAGCCCACAGACAGAUGUAGUCACCCUUCCUCCAACCAUUACCAACACCCUGGAGCAUAUCGUGGGCCAGUUGGAUGUCCUCACCCAGGAACUGCACUCAAAAGCAUCGUCCUUCCUGGAAGGCCUUCAUCUGUUUUCCCAGGGAAAAUCAUUUUUAGACUGUUUCCAUUCUAGAACAGAGACUGACCCUGACAGAAGACAAACUCAAGCAAUGUUUGGAAAAUCAGCAGUUAAUAAUGCAGGGUAAAGCCGAGUGAUUUGAAGAAGAAAGCAAAAUCAAGCAUGAUAAUAGAUUUGGGGGGGGGUGAGGGUGUAAUGCGUUUGUAAUGUGUGAAUUAUAUAAAUAAAACUGAUAUUUUA